AUUUGUGGGUCAUUGUUGUCGUUAUGGCGGAAAUUGACUGCAUUCUGCCUGCGCCUGGUUCCUUACUCCCACAACCCGUGACCGGAACAAGCAUCAUGACAAAAAGAGUGCAAGUACAGAGACCAACACAGAGUGAUUAUUUGUGUCUGAGUUCUGACAUGGCUUCUCCUCAGAACAUGUUCAUCAUUGGCCUCUUUAUGACGAUCUCUCCUAAAGACACCUCAGCCUCCAUCAGUCCAGCUGUUCCAGUAUCAGUGGGAAGCUGUGUGAAUCUGACCUGCAGCAGUACAGCCAACCCUCCUGUGACCAACUACACCUGGUUUAGGAUCAGUGGGGGUAAAUCAACACAGGUAGCAUCCAGACAGAACUACACCCUCAAUGUGACUGUUGGUGAUGAAGGACCGUACUACUGUGAAGCAAGAAAUGAUCACGGCUUUGGGAAGUCAAAGGAACUAUUGCUAUCUAUUCUAGGGCAAGGAAACUCAAAGAUCUGGUGGAUUUUUGGAGGAACUUUGGUGCUUGUUCUUCUUAUAUUGCUCAUUGCUUUCUUUGGAAGGAGGAAACAACCUAAGAUCCUGCGUGGACUUGAACAGACAGAUAAUCCAUUUGAACAGGUGUACGCUAACCAGGUCAACGAUAACCAGAUGUACGCUAACCAUGCUAUGACCAGAAAACCAGCAGAAGUUGCAGACCAGUCUGAGGAGAUCCACUAUGGUGUGAUCGACUUUUCCAAGCAACAACCCGACAACACCCCAGCUGCAGCCCAGGACAGGGACCAGCUGGAGGAGACUGAGUAUUCUGAAGUCAAGGGGACCAGGAGAUGGACUCAGGUUCAGGAACCACCAGUUAAUGAACUUUACGCACAAGUGAAAAGUCAUGCAAUUUAAGUAUUUUGUAAUUGCUUCAUAUGGGUAAUUUACAAUUUUUUUGAUUUUGUGUAUUGGAUUUUAUUUUAAUUACACAUUUCAUCUUAUUAAUUAGUCUUUCUCAUAGCCAUCCAUGCCAUUUUUUUCCAACCAUGAUGUUCAUUGGGUUAACCCACCUGUAUAGUCAGCUUCACUUAGCUUUGAAAGUGCGAGACCAGGAAAAUCUUGCUGACCAUGACUCCCCAUUCAGAUGGUAGUGGUGACCUACAUGCACAUAGCACACAAGGCAUCACAGCCUCUGGUCAGCUAGCGGCACAGUCAGCUUCAAGUUGAUCAGCUUGGUGCUACGAGAGGUGCAUUUGCAUUGUCAUAGUAGUUUUGAUUUUGCGUUUAUACGAUUGUUUUCCUUGAAUUGCAUACACAGUAUUCUAGUAAGAAAAUAUUUGUUAGCUUUUUAGAUGUGUAACUACAUGGAAGUACUCAACUAAAACAUGUAAGGCCUUAAAUCAAUGAUUUCUGCAUAAAAUAAAGAUAAUUGAGUUAGUCUGGUACAGUAUAUUACUAACCCCCCUUUAUGUAUGUUUACAUGAAUGAUGUUAAAAUAUACCAGAACAAACUUAAUUUUUUUUUUUUUCUCACAUGAUUGCGUGUUAGAUACAGUCCAUUUAUCUUUUCGGCA
Molecule: messenger RNA, 1545 nt
Organism: Esox lucius (northern pike)
Lineage: Eukaryota; Metazoa; Chordata; Actinopteri; Esociformes; Esocidae
Product: B-cell receptor CD22-like
Exons: 7
Coding region: 24-887 (287 amino acids)
Source: RefSeq, a predicted model, not a curated record